CUCUUCACUCGGGACUGGCACUCGAGCCAGGGAAGAACUCGGUGCCUGGGCUCGGGCGGGAAUUUCUUUUCGGCUCCAGCCUCGGUGAUUCCACCGACUAUGGCAGUUCCGCGGAGCUGCUGGCUAGCGCUUCUGCUCGCCAUUGUCGUACCUGACGUGCAGUUGUACUUACAAGUCAAGCCUUCCUGUAGCAGUGAGCAACAUUAUGAAUAUUCUGGCCGAUGCUGCAACAAAUGUGAACCAGGAAAGUACAUGGUCAAAAAAUGCACUGCCUUUUCAGAGACUGUAUGCAAACCCUGUGGCUCAAACGAGUAUAUGGACAUCUGGAAUGAAGAGGAAAAGUGCUUUCUUCAUAAAAUAUGUGAUAGAGGAAAAGCUUUAAUAGAAGUGAUUCCAGGAAACAGCACAUUCCAAAGACAAUGUGCCUGUACUGCUGGCUACCAUUGGAACAGUGACUGUGAUUGUUGUCGGCGAAACACAAAAUGCUCACCUGGUUCUGGAGUGAAAUUUCCCGUACAGCAAGAUAAGAAUACAGUGUGCGUACCAUGUCCCACUGGUUAUUUUUCUAAUGUCUCCUCUGCAACUGAUGCAUGCAAAGCCUGGACAAAUUGCACAGCUUUGGGAACAGAGGAAAAGAUUCCUGGGAAUAAUUGGUCUGAUGCAGUUUGUAAGAUACAAGAGAAAACACAUUCAGAAGAUGUUUUUCAUUUUCCAGAAAACAAAAAAUUAUUUUAUGUAUUGAUUGUUCCACUCCUCCUCAUUGCCUUGGCUGCUAUAAUUAUCCUUACUGUAUAUUAUCGAAGUAAGGGAAAACUUCUGACAGCAGAUUUACAAUACUGGGCUCAGGAAAUAUGCCACCAAAUAAAAGGGAAAAAGGAUUCUUCUUGUGAUACAUUUGUAAACACAAAUGUAGCGCAUCCUGCUGGCCUUCAGCUUUUGGGAGAGACUUAUUUGCUGGAUCUUGACAAAUAUUGCUUUCCUGAUGAGGUACAUUACUCAUGUGAGCAUCUCCUGAGUGGAAAAGAUGAUCCUGAGAAAAUACUUUACGGAUCAAGGGAAAAUUUCCCGGCAUUGUUUCUAACUACCAUUUCUGAAGACGACUCCUUUAGACAGAUUCCUAUGGAAGAUGAAUACAUGGACAAAGUAUCCCAUGGGCAAUGUUACUUACCUUUAGUCAGCCAAUCUGAUAGCAAACCGACAUCGCCCUUCUCUGAACCGCUAGAAGUGGGAGAGAACGAUAGCUUGAAUUACUUCUUCACAGGAACGGAAAAUCUGGAGGAAUUAGUACACUGCUGUUGCUUGGACCCUAUUCAUGCUUCCUCAGAUAAAUACCUGCAGAGUUCUUGUAAUCAUUUCACUUGUGCCAAGAUGAGAGAUGUUGAUACUGAAGAUGCUGGUACUUCCCUACUAUUGUCUGAAGAAAAACAUAGCUUUGCCAGCUCAUCUUGUAGACAACCUCCUAACAAACUGGACAAUGCCGCAGAUUCCUUAAAAGAAAAUGGAUCUUCUCUGCUAGGCACCUGUGGUUUGGAAUCUUCUUCUAUAGACCAAAAUGGGUCAGCAAACAAUAUUGGAGACCAAAGUGACUCAUCUGACGGAAAGGACCAGAAUACAAAAAGAACCUCUGAGUCAAGCUGCAAUUUUUCAGAUCCACCAGCAGCAUCCGGAAAUGUGACAGGAAACGGGAACUCUACAUUCAUUUCAAGUGGACAAGUCAUGAAUUUUAAGGGUGAAAUUAUUUUUGUCUAUGUUAGUCAGAACUCCCAGGAAGGGUCAAUGUCUCCUGGAUCAAGUGACGACAGCCUGGGGAACCCAGUGCAAGAGGAAAACUUAAACCGCUGUGAGACAUUUGCAGGCAAUGCUGACCAGUAUAAAGAAAAAUGUGCUGAAAUCAAUACAUAUCACAGCAUGGAAUCUGGAGAACCUCAAAGCACCACAGAAGGAUACAAGAGGACUUUUGGGCCUAUUGGUCAAGAAGAAAAUUGUGAAAGCCAGAAGAAGCACCACUCUCACGAAGGCUCACAGCCUAUACAAGAGGAAGGGAAGCCAGGAUAUUCUUAAAGGACAUGGUGUAUUGAUGCAGACUAAUGCUUGUUAUUGGUAUUCAGUCAAAAGAACUGACACAACUACCAUUCACUGAACGUGAUCUGGAACAGAUGUGGAUAGCGCUAAUUAAGCAAAGGAAGCCUUCUGUCGGUUGCUGAGAUGUCAGAUUGCCGACUGCUGGUUUACAAGGGGGUUCUUUGCUCCAAUAUAAAAAUGGUAGAGGAGAAAGUUGAAUACUAUUAAUGUUACGUGGAAUAUUUUGGUUUUCCAAGAAAAGGGUUGUGUUUUGGGAUUCAGAGAUGAGAUGCGUUGUGUCACUGCUGUUCUUCCAGAUACCAAGGAUUCUGUUCCUGUGGAAUUGACACAUGCUGCUUAAGACUCAUCCAUAGAAUUUGUUUUUAGAAUGGUAGCUUCUGUUUGUGUACAGUGGUAACGUUAACACAGCUGCCUUAAUCUUUACUGUAGAAAAUACAGAUGAAAGUUCAGUAAAAACAUAACUUAGUUUUGUCUAUCCUCAUGUUGCAGAUAAGAUUUCUGCCUGUCUUUUGUUCAUUUAAAAUAUUUCAUAUUCAUCACUUAAACAUUUGUCCAUGAACUUAAAUUUUUCAAAAGAAAAUUGGAAUUUCUCUCAGUCCCAGUUAAGAACUAGCUUCAUGUCACCCUACACUCCUACUGGGUUGUGUCGUACUUUUUUAAAAGUUUGCCACUGAAGGAAAUUAUGUAGGAAAUUGGAGUUGUGCUUAUAGAACAACCCCAUCAUUCACUGUUUCAAUUGCUAUGAAGCCCGCGAUCCCAAAUUAAAACAAUAACAUUUAACACUUUGUGUGUGCCCACAACUUCUUCCCCCCAUGUUCUCAUUAAUGGUGUGAAAAAAGACUGACUGCUCAUGAGCACUUUUUCUCAAGGCAGGGAAGAUGGGCCUGUCUAUUUUAGAUACGUAACUUAACAACAAUCCAGCAUUAGCAUUGUUCCCAGUCAUGGAGUGGCUGAGCAACUUGCAGUGCAGUAUACACCAGUAGUGUCAAAUUCAAGGCCUGUGGGCCGGAUCUGGCCGACGGGUUGCUUAGAUCUGGCCCGCAGGGCUGAUCUGGAAACAGCAAAGGAGUGGCCCGCAGUGCCUCUGCCAGUGCUGGCAGGGGGUUGGAGGAGGCUGUUGUACCUGAAAACAGAGUUUGCAAAAUUAUAUGCGGCCCUCCCGAGCUCCAUUUUUACUGACAGAGGGUUGCAGGAAGCUGUUACAGCUAAAAAUGGACCUCAGAAGCCUGUUUUCGCUGGCAGAGCGCUUGGGCCACCACAGGCACCCCCAACAUGAGUGACAUUGAGCUGGCCAUGCCCCCAGCCCCUCCCCAGGUCAAACACAACCCUGAUACGGCUCUCAAUAAAAUCGAGUUUGACACCCCUGGUAUACACAGAAAAGCUGACUGGUUCAUUUAAUAUCAAAUGACCUUAAUCCAUAUCUGAGGCAUGGAAUACAGUCCUUUGGAUUGUAUUGAGACUGAAAUUAUAUUGUUCUGUAUUGAUGCUGGCAUACUAAGGCUCCAAAGCUUCAAGGGACAUCUCUUGACAUUAAUGACAUGCUGUAUGCAGUGUAUCUUUUAAAAUGUGUAAAACUACAGUAAUAAUUUUAUGAAAUGAAGUCAGUUUUUAGGCAAUGUUUAUAAUAGUUUUAUUUGCUAAAAUUCUAAUUUUGAAAAAAAACAAAACACUAAUAUUUUACCAGCUGUCCCUUUAAAACUCACUAGCUGUGUAUUAUCUCAAUAUUUCCAAAACCUGUGGGUGGCUAGUAAUUACUCCAACAACUUUGAUGGAUGAAGUACCAAAGAGUCAAAAGUUCAGCUUUCCCCCGGCUUUAUUUGCAACUUUUCAUCUUUUUCAUCUACAAGUAUCCCUUGACUUAAGACCACAAUUCAGCCCAGAACUUCUGUUGCUAAGGGAGAUGGUUAUUAAAUGAGCCAUGUUCAACUUUAUGAACCUUUCGUUGCUGUUGUUAAAGAGAAUCACCAUGGCCGUUAAACAAAUCUGACUUCCUCUGUUGACUUUGCUUGUCGGAAGCAGGCUGGGAGGUUUGCAAAUGGUGAUCAUGUGACCCUGGGAUGCUGCAACUAUUAUAAAUACAUGCUGGUUGCCAAGCACUCAAAUUUUGCUCACAUGACCACUGGUACUUUGUCAUGUGAGGAUCAAUUGUAAAUCACUUUUUUCAGCAGUGGCGUAAUUUCAAAUGGUCAUUAUACAAAUCAAUGUAAGUCGAGGACUGCUUUUAUUGAAUUAACACCUAUGGGUAAGAGUAAGAGUAACGGAACAGACUGACGCAAAUAUGGCACAAUGUCAUUCUGCUAUUUCUCUAAUUUUGAGUGGAAAUUAGACUUCAUUUAUUAGGAAUAUGGAAUGAAAAGAAAUGAAUGAAAUCUUGAAUAAAGGGUACAGAUUCAUACAUA
Pantherophis guttatus is the source of this 4481-nucleotide messenger RNA. It is a transcript of the gene TNFRSF11A, whose product is annotated as TNF receptor superfamily member 11a. The record is from RefSeq and is a predicted model, not a curated record. Gene Ontology annotation, biological process: tumor necrosis factor-mediated signaling pathway; ossification; multinuclear osteoclast differentiation. Gene Ontology annotation, molecular function: tumor necrosis factor receptor activity; cytokine binding. NCBI's taxonomy places the organism in Eukaryota, Metazoa, Chordata, Lepidosauria, Squamata, Colubridae. Gene Ontology annotation, cellular component: external side of plasma membrane.